Molecule: messenger RNA, 2954 nt
Organism: Phascolarctos cinereus (koala)
Lineage: Eukaryota; Metazoa; Chordata; Mammalia; Diprotodontia; Phascolarctidae
Gene: PLN
Product: phospholamban
Biological process (GO): negative regulation of calcium ion import into sarcoplasmic reticulum; negative regulation of ATPase-coupled calcium transmembrane transporter activity; negative regulation of heart rate
Cellular component (GO): membrane; sarcoplasmic reticulum
Molecular function (GO): ATPase inhibitor activity
Source: RefSeq, a predicted model, not a curated record
UUCAACUGUUUUCACAAACGUGGUGACACUCAAAAAAAGUUGCCAGCAAAACACCAGGACUUCAGACAGCCAAGAGCACACUGCCUAUGUGCUCAUAAUUAUCUGAGCAGCCAAGGUCCAGAUUCUAUAUGCAAAAAGAAGAUCAAAUAUCCAAAGACCAACAUCUGUAUAGAUAUUUUAAAAUCUGAACAAACAGAAAACUACAGACAACUACUCUUUGCCUUCCUGGUAUCAUGGAGAAAGUCCAGUAUCUCACCCGCUCUGCCAUAAGAAGAGCUUCAACUAUUGAAAUGCCCCAACAAGCACGUCAAAAUCUCCAGGAACUCUUUAUAAAUUUUUGUCUCAUAUUAAUAUGUCUCUUGCUUAUAUGCAUUAUUGUGAUGCUUCUCUGAAGUUCUGAUACUACUUCUGAUUCCGCUGUUCAUCAGCGUGGAUCUAAAACCUGUCAUGCAACAAGGAAAAGAAACUGAAACUGUAGAAGCAACCAUUUUCUGGGCGCAAGAAUAUAUCCAUGAAAAGAAUGUAAACGACAAUCAGCUGAUAUAUUCUCCUGCUGGAUCCUUCAAACUUGGAAAAUGUUUCUUUAAAAAAGUUAUUUUCAAAAGCAAUAGUCUAAUUAUGUGUGAUGUAAUGCUAUUUGCUUAUUAGGCACUGCUUAUAAAAGGCUAUGUUUUCUAAUUCACACUAUUAGUCAAAUCCACUCUAUAUUCAAACCAAGUAUUUCACUGUUUGGGGGUCUGUGUAAUUUACAUUUUAUUGUUAUACUCAGAUAUUAGAUUUUUCAGUGCUUUAAAGACAAUUACAAAAAUAGCAAUUCAAAAAAAUGUUUCACCAUUCAAAUCUGGAGAGCUUCUUACAAUCACUUCAACUUUAGAGUAUUCAUAAAAUUGCAGGUAUACUUUCAUUUUUGUUAUUGCUUAGAAUCACAAUCUACCAAACUAAAAGAAAAAAAUUUUAAUGAAAUGUUAAAAUAGAAAACUAGAUUUUAUUCUACACUGCUCUUCACCCCUAUUUAAAGAAAGGGUACAAGAACAAAGAAAGACUGUAAAGUCCUAAAUUUACCUUUUAGUAAAAAGUUUUCUAUUACUUGCAGCUCCAAUUAAUUCAAUAUAACUACAUAUUGAAUAUACAAAUGAGUAAUUCAGAUUUUUAGGUCAGUCAAAUCUAUUCUUCUUCCUAGGGUGUUAUGUUCUGGUAGAUAACGGAGAACAAGUCAAUCAACACACUAGACAGAGUGAUUAGCUGGAGAUGUUCCCAAGACAUUUUACUUCAAGGUAUUUCUGCCAAAGCGUACAACUGAGACACAGGUUCACUGAGUACCAUAUAUAUCACAUGGAAAAAAAAAAGAUGUCAUGUGUAUCAGGAUAAAUUAUCCCAGAUUUUGAAAAAUGAAAGGUAGCUAUUUUAUGCCAUAUAUACUUAUUACGCUAAACUUCUAUAGACUAUUAACAUUCACCCCAUAUACUUCUUAAGGUGGGAUAUAUUAUCAGUAGUUCAUAACUAAGAGACGUUUAUUAAGCUCCUCUUUGACCUCAACUGAAUUCAGCAUCUACACUGACAUUAAGAUCAGAGGUGGACAUGGUAGAGUACUUUUUAAUUUGUUCUUUUGCUUAAAGGGUUUUUUUUAAUCUUUAAGAAAAUUAAGUUUUCUUUAAACCAUGACAAAUGGUCAUUAAAUUCUAUGCCUUACGCAUUAAUAUUUUAAAAAAAUUUAAACCGGGAUUUUAUAUUUAUUAGUGCAAACAAUUUUUUAAAAUUUUUGUACCUUUGAGGCAUAUUCAUAAACCAGCUGUUUUUGUGGUUUUAAAACAGGUCAACUUCUAAAUAAUUAAUUCCUAUCCAAAAUACAUGAUAGCCUUAUUAUAGGUGCAGAGCUCCUACAAAAAGUUUUGACAAUAUUUUUCCUGUGGGAAAACUGCUUCAAGAAUCAUAAAAUGCAACGGAAAUAGGAGAUUCUGGGAUUACAGCAAGCAUAGGAAAGACUGUGUCAGGAAAGCAGUGAACCAGAAAGUAGGCAUGUAGUGACAUCUGCUGGUAUAGUAAAAUACUGGACAUGGAGUCAGAAGACCUGAGUUCAAGUCUCCUUUCAACUAACUUGCUCAUUAGCUAUGUGACCUCAGAAUGAAGACAUUAACUAUUUUGACUUAUCUCGGAAAAUAUAAGUAAUGGUUCAGUGCUGAUUAAGGGUUAUGAACAGGCUAAACUGAUCUUGUAAACCAAGUGUAAACCCUGAAAUGUUAAGCUGUUUUCCUUCCAGUUGAUUUGUUCACUGUGCUGAUAUUAAGUUUAUUUUUUUUUAAUAUUUGAGAAGAAUUCACCAUAGUUUCUCCUAAGGAAAAGCUGUUUUAUUUCCUCUCAUGAAUAUAAAAUGAACCUAUACUGUCAAAAACCAUAGAAUAUUAUUACUUCUACACAGAAACUAAUUCCUUCAAAUCAAACUCUUAAGAUCUUAUACAGUGAUUCAAUGAUAAACUACGUAAGGGAAAAUAAGAAAGCUGUUGCAUUAAAAAUGAUCAGAUAGCAGAUGUAUAAUACAAUAUGAUUCAAGAAGAGAAAAUUCUAACAUUACAGUCUGAUUAAAAUUUUUAGAGAAUUAGCUAAUUUAAAAGACUAUUUUGUAUUAUCAUUUAUAUUGUGGUUGGUUAAAAAACUAUCUGAUAGCUAAAUAUGAUGUUUAAUACAGUCACAAUCACCUAUUUAAAAAAGAAUGUUUUUGCAUUUAAUUACAUUGUUUCUAUAAUGUGCUCAUUUUAACAUAACAAUAAAACAAUCUAAAAUACUGAAGGUAGAUUUGGCUUUGGAAGGUUGUUUUAAAUACUGUAUAGGAGCAGCAAUGAUUAGAGUCAAGAUUACAACCUAUGCUCACAAGAGGGCAGACUUCUAUAAAAUACAGGAUGUUUUCCCCUAAUAACCAUACCUGAACAUGCUACUAAAUAAAUACUCAUUAAUGUAAA